Vicia faba (fava bean) is the source of this 1605-nucleotide messenger RNA. Lineage: Eukaryota; Viridiplantae; Streptophyta; Magnoliopsida; Fabales; Fabaceae. The record is from the annotation of a GenBank genome assembly.
AUGGACGGAAACGAAGAAGAUUUUAGCUCUCAGGUUGUUGAAGUUUACGAGCAUAAGAAGGAGUGUAUUAAUUCUUGCACAAGAGAUGGAUCGGUUGAUUUUUAUGGAAAACCAGCUUUAAAAGCUACAACUGGUGGAUGGAAGAGUGCAUCAUUGUUGCUAGUGAAUCAAGGAUUGAUUGCAUUGGCUUUUUCUGGAAUUGAAGCAAAUUUGGUUCUCUUCUCAAAGUUAGUAUUGAAACAGACUAAUGUUGAGGCAGCAAGCACUUUUAGCAUAUGGAUGGGAACCACUUAUUUCUUCUCUUUAAUUGGAGCUUUUCUUAGUGACUCAUACUUGGGAAGAUACCUCACUUGCAUCAUAUUCCAGCUUGUUUUCAUCAUAGGCUUAGUGAUACUAUCCUUAUCAACUCACUUCUUUUUCCUGAAACCUCAUGGUUGUGAACAAAAAGGAGUGCCAUGUGAAUCAGAUACUCAAAAUCAGUUUCCAUUAUUUUACAUGUCAAUAUACCUAAUAGCUCUAGGAAGUGGAGUUUCUGACCCUGCAUUACCAACACUUGGUGCUGAUCAAUUUGAUGAAGAAGAACCUGCUGAACAAAGAUCAAAGACCUUAAUUUAUGGCUACUUUUAUGUGGCAUUGAAUUUGGGAUCAUUGAUUGCCGAGACUGUGUUGGCUUACAUAGCGAUUACAGGACAUUGGGUGAUGGGAUUUUGGAUAUGUACUGGUUGUGCUGGUGUUUCCUUUGUUGUUUUGCUGAGUGGAACUCUUAGAUAUAGACACUAUAAGAGUUUUGAAAACCCCUUCUGUAAGUUUACACAAGUAAUUGUGUCCUUUUUGAGGAAAGUGAAAUCUCAAAUACACUCAAUUGGAGAAGGCUUCUAUGGUAUUCAAAGGGAUGAUACUUGUGGUAGAAGAAUACAUCACACAAAUGGCCUCAGGUUUUUGGAUAGAGCUGCUAUGAUUUCUGAUGAUGCAACUGAGAUGUUGCUAGGUUCAACAAUGGACAGAACUUUUUUCAACUUUCAAAUCCCUCCCGCUAGCAUGACAACGUUUGAUAUUAUUAACACAUCAACUUUUAUCAUACUAUUUGACGUUCUUAUCAUUCCAUUAUACAAAAAACUGAUGAAAAACCCUCCAAAACUUCCUAGUGAGUUACAAAAUAUCGGUAUUGGAUUCGCCAUAGCAACAUUAACAUUGAUUGUGGCUGGUUUUGUAGAGAAGGAAAGAUUAAAUUUUGCUAGCGAAAAUGGCGAAGAGACAAGUUCUUUGAGUAUUUUUUGGUUGGUACCACAAUAUAUGUUUUUAGGAGUAGCAGAAGCUUUUGUGUAUGUAGCACAAAUGAACUUUUUUACAUCACAAUCACCUGAUGGAUUGGAAAGCUUGGGAAUGGGGUUGUAUAUGUUUUCAUCUGCACUUGGUUGUUAUGUUGGUAACUUUAUUUUGACUGUGGUAAAUAAAAUUACAUCAAGUGGUCAAGGACAACAUGGCUGGGUUUCACCUAAUCUAAAUGAUGGUCAUUUAGAUUUAUAUUUUUUUUUGUCAUCACUUUUUAUUUUCAUUGACUUGAUAUUGUAUAUUAUAUGUGCUAAGAGAUAUAAGGGCAUAUAA